Molecule: messenger RNA, 836 nt
Organism: Aedes albopictus (Asian tiger mosquito)
Lineage: Eukaryota; Metazoa; Arthropoda; Insecta; Diptera; Culicidae
Product: thioredoxin, mitochondrial
Exons: 3
Coding region: 173-583 (136 amino acids)
Cellular component (GO): cytoplasm
Molecular function (GO): protein-disulfide reductase activity
Source: RefSeq, a predicted model, not a curated record
CAGCCAGCGUAUACAGAGGUAGACAAAUGAUGAUGACACAUCUAUCAUAAGCGACUCAAAACAUUGCAGAAACAAAUAUCGUAAUUCAAUGUAAUCUCUGUAUUUGGUGCAAAAUUUUGGUGGUUCAUUAGUUUGUUCUCUUACCGUAGUUUAUGAUUAGAUCGGUAUUAGAAUGCUGCGAAUGGUUCGUAAUCCACUGCUAGGCCAACGCUUCAUCAGGAAAACGUUCUCAUUCUCGGCCGUCUCGAACAAGCAGUUCGUCAUAAAGGACCACUAUGAAUUCGAUCAGAAGGUUAUCAACAGUGACAAUCCCGUGAUCGUGAACUUCCACGCGGAAUGGUGCGAUCCGUGCAAGAUAUUAACGCCCCAAAUGACCAAAAUGCUCGGACCAUCGGAGGAAAUCGACCUAGCCAUAGUGAACGUGGACGACAACGCCGAACUGGUGCAAACGUUCGAGGUCAAAGCGGUCCCGGCAGUGCUAGCGUUCCGCAACGGGGUCGUGGUGGACAAAUUCAUCGGGCUGGUCGAUGCCAACAUGAUUGAGAAUUUGAUAGGGAAACUGGCUCGGAAAAAGCAACAGUAGCACAAAUCAGCACCAUCAGCAGCAGUGAAGGGGUAAAUUUCGGACCUCUUUACUGCGGCGAGACAACCGUGACCGGAAGACGGUUGGACAGGGAACAAGCUGUUUGCUGGGAGGGAGACAGGACAGGAAAGACACCAUACGUGUGAUGCUAUUUAUGUACAAUAAAUCGAAGGCAAUGCGGACCGUUGUGCUAAACUUUAAUUCGUUACCACUAAUAUGUCAAUAAAUUUAGGAUAUUACGGUAUUAAAACAA